AUGGAAAUUGGAAAACAAGCUUCUCUGCUCUCUCAUCAGUCAUCACCCUCUCGUCUGUCCAAAACCCUUCUUCACGCCACAGAAAUCCUUUCCGGCUCCGGCUACCUCUCUAUGGCUCUCACUCCAACUCGUCUCCGAUUCCUUGACUCUCCAUCUCUCUCGUUUCUCCAAUUCCACUUCUCUCCCUUCUCUCCCUCUCCUGGUACCAAAAUCCCCACUCUCCUUUACGACCACGAGCUGACCGUCACUUCGUCGCCAUCCAAUGGUGACCAGGUUUCGGUAAAUGGUGUCAAGAUUAAUGGAUUGCCGAUAUACAAUGGCGGGUCUCUGGUAAAUUGGGCAAGUUCGGAACCUACUCGCAGUAUAAGAUGUGCGGCGUCGGUGAAUAGUAAAUUGGGUUUGAAGGAUGCUGUUGCGACUUUGAGGUCGAGAGGGUACAGUUUUAUGGCUUCGUUCUUGAUUCGUAAUUGGUGGGUUUUGCUGUAUGUGUAUAAAAAUGAGUGGCUUGUUGUUCAUGGUCUUGGUGGGAUUCUAGACGUCUAG
Molecule: messenger RNA, 543 nt
Organism: Tripterygium wilfordii
Lineage: Eukaryota; Viridiplantae; Streptophyta; Magnoliopsida; Celastrales; Celastraceae
Exons: 4
Coding region: 1-543 (180 amino acids)
Source: RefSeq, a predicted model, not a curated record